Molecule: messenger RNA, 414 nt
Organism: Leptinotarsa decemlineata (Colorado potato beetle)
Lineage: Eukaryota; Metazoa; Arthropoda; Insecta; Coleoptera; Chrysomelidae
Source: RefSeq, a predicted model, not a curated record
AUGGAGGCAGACGCCACUAAGGUAGAGGUCCAAGAGGCACUUAGAACGGAUACUGAACAGUGGACCAGUGAAUGCAAAUUAAGCGAGAUAAGAUCGUUCAGGAAUGAUACGACGGCCAUAACGAUGACCUUGCCUAGAGAUUUGGCUAAGCCAAUGUAUAAGAAGGAAGAAUUGAGGGUAGGCCUCGUCAAAUGUAGCGUCGAAAGGAGAGUGGUAGUCCAUAAAUGCACAAGAUGCUGGAGCCAUAAUCAUAAAAAGAACAGUUGUAAAGGGCCCGACAUAACAGGAAACUGCUACAAGUGUGGGAAGGCGGACCACAAGGCCCAAAAUUGUAGAGAGGAGGAAUACUGCCCGUUGUGCGAAGCGACGGCACAUUCAGCAGGAAAUGCGAGUUGCCCCCGUUUCAGAGAAUAG